Messenger RNA from Fusarium sp. VM40, 741 nucleotides. Lineage: Eukaryota; Fungi; Ascomycota; Sordariomycetes; Hypocreales; Nectriaceae. The record is from the annotation of a GenBank genome assembly.
AUGAAGCUUGUCAUAGGCGGUUCGACUGGCUAUCUAGGUGCCGAAGUUGUGCACCAAGCGCUGAACCACCCACUCAUUACGUCAGUUGUGGCUCUGGCACGUCGCGAAACCCACAUUCCAAAAGGAGUAGACCCUCAGAUUGCGCAGUCCAAAUUCAAGUCUCUCACUUGUUCCGAUUUCAAAGAUUAUCCUCAGGACGUGAGAGCUGAAAUUUCUGACGCAGAUGCUUGUAUUUGGGUUAUUGCGAUCACGCCAGCUAGGUCGAAGACCUACUCUUGGCAAGAAGUCAAUAAGAUCUGUUUCGACUAUGCUGUUUCAGCAGCUGACACCUUUGCAAAAUUUCCACGUGACGGCAAGGAUACACCUUUUCGAUUCUUAUACGUCAGCGGCUUCAAUGCCACACAAGACCCUAGCAAAAAGCCCUGGUUUUUGGGUGAUUAUUGUGUUAUGCGAGGUCGCGUAGAGAAGAGCGUCCUUGAGUGUGCACACAUGUCGAAUGGAAGAAUGCAGGCAUGUGUGGCGAGACCUGGACUAAUUGACCCUGCCAAUAGUGGAAUGAUAAGGCAGGCUUUCCAAGGGAUCGGAAACGCUCUCAUCGGCUUUCCUCGUAUCUCGAUCGUUGACAUGGCAGCCGCACUACUGGAUUCAACUGUGCAUGGUUUCAACAAGGAGAUUCUCUCAAAUGAGGAUCUGACCAUGGCUGGGCAGAAAGCAUUAAAGGCGCUAAAUGAGGCAGAGUAA